AUGGCAGUCACACCAUCAAUCAAAUCAGAUCAGGGCUCCAGCAGCCAAGAUGGGAAGGGCCCAAGCACUUUGCAGUCCCUGCCAGUCACUGGGUCCUUGUUUAAAGAUGCCAUAGAAGAUAAGGUGGCUGAUCUAGUGGGGUUCCUGCUCCUCAAAUAUCACACAAAAGAGCUAAUCACAAAAGUAGAAAUGCUUAUUGUAAUCAAAGAUUACCAGGAUCACUUCCCUGUGAUCCUCAGCCAAGCCUCUGAGUGCCUCCAGCUGGUCUUUGGCAUUGAUGUGAAAGAAUUGGACCCCAUCAGCCACUCUUAUGUCCUGGUCAACACCUUGGGCCUCACCUACAAUGGGAUGCUGAGUGAUGACCAAAGUGUGCCCAAGACUGGCCUCCUUAUAAAUAUCUUGAGUGUGAUCUUCAUGGAUGGCAACUGUUCCCCUGAGGAGAACAUCUGGGAAGUGCUGAGUGUGAUGGGGCUCUGUGCUGGGAGGAAGCACUUCAUCUAUGGGGAGCCCAGGGAACUCAUCACCAAAGUGUGGGUGCAGGAGGGGUACCUGGAGUACCGGCAGGUGGCCAACAGCGAUCCCGCUCGCCACGAGUUCCUGUGGGGUCCCCGGGCCCACGCAGAGACCAGCAAGAAGAUCUUGAAUAUAUUUCUCUGUGCUAUACAGUAUAAACUUGUUUAUCUAUUUUAUAUAUACCUGUAA
Camelus dromedarius (Arabian camel) is the source of this 702-nucleotide messenger RNA. Its product is annotated as melanoma-associated antigen 10-like. Gene Ontology annotation, cellular component: nucleus. Lineage: Eukaryota; Metazoa; Chordata; Mammalia; Artiodactyla; Camelidae. Gene Ontology annotation, biological process: negative regulation of transcription by RNA polymerase II. Bases 1 to 702 code for a protein of 233 amino acids. The transcript has 2 exons. The record is from RefSeq and is a predicted model, not a curated record.